AAAAUUUAAAAAAAAAUCUCGCGUUGGUUCACGAGAUUACUAUGGGCGACCAUAACAUUGAAAAUGGCGGACGAUCAAUUGAAUACAGGAUCAGUGGCAGGUGAUUUAGAGUCAGGAACACCUGUGCCACAAGAAGUACCAGAGAAUGUACAGAAAAUUAUAACAAGCGAGAAAGAGCUUCAGGAGAAUCCUUCUAAGCGACCUCGAGUUGACCUGCAGUCUCUUCCAACUCGAGCCUACCUUGAUACUACUGUGGUCCCCAUACUUCUCAGUGGAAUGUCCGUCCUAGCAAAAGAAAGACCACCAAACCCUAUAGAAUAUCUUGCAGCUUAUUUAUUGAAGAAUAAAAACCAAUUUGAAUGAGAGGAAGUUCUCAGCAGGGUGUACAUUAUUCUCCUGUAAAAUCAUCUGUUAUUAUGUCUGAUGUACAAUUUUAUGUCAUUGUAAAUAAACCUGUUUACACAUCCUA
Molecule: messenger RNA, 469 nt
Organism: Ostrea edulis (European flat oyster)
Lineage: Eukaryota; Metazoa; Mollusca; Bivalvia; Ostreida; Ostreidae
Product: protein dpy-30 homolog
Exons: 4
Coding region: 64-363 (99 amino acids)
Cellular component (GO): Set1C/COMPASS complex
Source: RefSeq, a predicted model, not a curated record